Molecule: messenger RNA, 6516 nt
Organism: Phoenix dactylifera (date palm)
Lineage: Eukaryota; Viridiplantae; Streptophyta; Magnoliopsida; Arecales; Arecaceae
Source: RefSeq, a predicted model, not a curated record
GAAUUAGAAGAAACAGAAGGAGAACUGUCGCUAUAGAUUCGAGCUCCAGUAGAACCAGAAUCAGUUGAUAAAGAGAUGCUUGCAACGACAGAGACUGAUGACCAAAUUAGAUCAGAAUUCACUGUUGAAGUUGAAGAAAGGCAAGAGCCUGAGACCGUAGUUACAGAGACCGACCGCCAAGCUAAUUGGAAUCAGUUACUCACGUAGAAGACAAGCAAGUGGUGGAGACUGUGAAGUAGAAAAGCAGGACACUUGACUGCCACCAGAGGCACUGGUGAUCGAGUGGAAGCUGAAUCAGCUGUUGCAGUGGAGACACAGGACCCCAGUGCGACAGAUAAGAAGCACAAGAGCAAUUGGAAGUAGUUGUUAUGUGGAAGAAAGCUGAGACUAAGACUGCUGCAGAGGCUGGCGACCAAGCUGAACCAGAAGCAAUUGUUGAUGGAGAGAAAAACGGAAGCGAGAGCGUAGUCAGGAGACCGCAACAUUUGAGUCUCUUCUCUUGAGCAUGAAAGUGAGGCUGUCAAAUGUGAAGAGGGUCCAGCAGAUGAAUGCUCAGCUGAAAAUGCAAUGGCAUCUGAAGGCCAAUGCAAGACCAAGUUGCAAACAGCAGACAGCGGUGAAUCUCCUGAAAGUCAUGAAGCCAGCUCUAUCUGUCGCCUUGAUGGCGUGGUGAAAGAAGCUGAAUCAAGUGCUGAUCCAGAAAGUUCGAAAAACUCAAGUGUGUGUCAUGUUGGUGACCAGGAAUUGAUGAAAAGAAGUCGAAGUGAAAAUAAAUCUGCUGAAAUGUUGAAACCGGCCCCCAGACGCUGAAACAGGCAUACACAGUGCAGAUGAGCCUGACCAUCAGGUCCUGUCAGUGAUGCGGAUCUAGAACCAGAACUAAUAAAUGCAUAUGCUAAGAGUGAAGUUGAAGCUGAAAACGUUGUCGUUUGUUCCAAUAAUGAUACAUUUUUGCUAGAGACUAAAGUUUGCAAUGAUGUGGAAAUUGAGAAAGAUGUUUCUACUAAUCAUGCUGUUGCAAGGAAAUCAGAACCUGGGAUUGAAAAUGACUCUGCAGAAGUUGGUGAAUGUUUGGCCAGCGCUGUUAAAGGUAACCAAGCUAUAGGUAAGGAUGAUGAUGAAGAACCUAUUCAUAAGGAAGUUGAAACUGUCAAAGAGAUCCAGGCUUCACCAGAGGAUCCUAGUGGGACAUCUGUUGAGGAGAGAAGGUGGAUACACAGGUGGUCAAAUGGCAGCCAUGUUACAUUAUUAGAGUCCCUAGAUUCACUGAUGAUGAGCUAUGGGCGCAAAUAAAGCAUGCUCAAUUAGAACUAGAAGAGAAGACGCGAAGCAGGGAUUCUAUUGGUGUUGCAGUUCAAAAGAAAAAGGCAAUUUGUAAUGAAUACCGAGAAAAGCUAGAAACUGCAAAAGCAAAAGAGAGAGCUGCAAGAGCUGCAUUUAAUGCUAAGCGACAAGAAAUAGAAUCUGUCCAGUCAAUACUUAACAAGUUAAAGAAUGCAACCUCGAUUGAAGAAAUUGAUAGUAAGAUAGAAGCAAUGGACCAUGAAUUUCAGCAUUCGACCAUGGGCUUGAAAGAAGAAAAACAACAUCUGCAUAAUAUUAAACAGCUGAGACACCAUCGUGAACAGCUAUCUUCCAUUAUGGGCCCGAAGUCAGAGAUUGAUAUGGCAUUUGACCAAAGAGACCAGACUGAAGAGCGCUUCAAGACUUUAAAAAAGGAUUGGAUUCCCUUAAAGCUGAUCUAUCAGAAGCAGAAACAAAGGGAAAAGCGGUGCGGAAAGAAUAUGAUGUUGAAGUCCAACAUUUGAGGGAUGUACAAGAACAAUUUAGAACAGCUGAUGAGAUUCGUCAAAAAGCAUAUGGACACUGGAGGUAUCUCAAAAAUGAGUCGAUGGCGAAGAGCAAAUACUUUCAUAUGUACAAGAAUGAUCAGAGAGCUGCAAGCGAACUUUAUAACUUCCGGCGAUCGAGAGGGUCUGCAGUUGCAUUGCAGCAAACAGGUGGAAAAAAUUAUGGAGCUGUGGAACAACAAUGAUGAAUUUCGCAUGCAGUAUAUGAAAUCCAACAAGAACAGCACAUUGAGGAGAUUGAGGACAUUGGAUGGAAGAUCGCUUGGCCCAGAUGAGGAGCCACCCGCACUACGUACUACCAUAGACAAAAGCUCAAGCUUUGCCUCAAAUAACCCACCCGUAGCCAUUGGAGCUUCAGAAGCAAAACCAGGAAAUUUGGGCCACACUGGCUCCUCCUAAAGAGGAGUCAUUUCCAGCCUUGCAAACAGCACAAACAAAUCAUUCUUCCAAAUCCAAAAAAUCUAUGAAACCUAUGCCAAAAGAAACCAUCAUGGCUGCAGUUUCUGACAGAGAAGAGGUAGAAACUGCUCCAAAAGAGAAGAGUCGAACAAAAGAGGAAGAGGAACAGGCAAGGAAGGCAGAGGAGUUGGCUAGGAAGGAAGAGGAGUUGAGAAAGAAAAGGGCUGAAGCUGAGAUGAAGGAACGGUUGCGAUUGGAGCAGAAGGCCCAAAGCCAAGGAGGCUGAGGAAAGGAAGAGGCGUAAAGCUGAGAAGGCCCAAGCCCGAGCUGAAUAUCGAGCACAGAAGGAAGCUGAGCUCCAAGAAAAGAAGAAUUAAAGAAGGAGAAAAGAAAGUAUCAGCCAAGUCAGACACAACAAAUGAAGGUGUUGAAGAUGGUGCGUCUGCUGCCGAUGGUAGUCUGCCUGAAAAUGCUCCGGAAUCUGGGGGCCGAUCAGUAACUGCUUCAAAGAGGCCUUCAAGGCCAUUGAUAGCUGCAAAGCAUUAUAAUAAGAUACAACCUCUUCCCAUGCCCCUCCGUAACAGGGGUAAGAGAAAGAUGAGUACAUGGAUGUGGGUGCUCCUGACAACUCUACUGGUACUUGCAUUGUUUUGGGCAGGCAACUACAUCUCUUUCAGUUUCCAGCCUCCACAAUUUGGCUUUUGAGCAUAUUUAUAUAUUUACACAUAUUUAUAUAUAUUUGUUAGUUACGCGCUAUAGAGGUCAGGAGAGGUGUUACCAAUAGAUCAAUGGCAGCCAUUCUUUUGUGCACUACUCAUUAAGCCUUUUCAUUUGGAGUGUUCUCAUUUCUAUAGUUUGCUCCUUUAGUUUGCAAUUGAGAUUCAGAAUGUUGAUACCUAUCAUCAUUUGAUUUGGACAGAUGCUUAAUUAAUGUGUUGUUUACAUCCAUAAUAAUAGCAAUAAUAUGAUUCAUGUGCCUGCAAUUUAUCUUUCAAAUCAAUCAGUAUAUUGUUCCUCUGGUACCCCGUUUUUUAGCAACUUUUUUUUUCAGAGUUCCCAUUGUAAUAAUAGGAUGGAUGGUUCAUGAAGGUCCGAUGGUUGUAACUUUUAGAUUGCAGUGAAUAUUUUUAUUAUUCUGUCUGUACUAUGUAAUUGUAAUAGCGAGACCUAAGCUUGCUAGCUGCAAAAACCUUGUGAUUUAGCUUAUUGUCUUAAUGUAGCUUUCAUCCUUGUAGUUAUUGGCUUAUCUCUAUAUUUAGGUUGGAUGCUUACUGUUGAUCAGGUGGUGUCCUUUUCCUUGAAUGCCUUUGAUAUUUUCGGUUCAAAAAUAUUACUGGUUCGAAAUUUGAACAGUCUCGAACCCCUGCAUCAGUAUCAAAACAUGCAAGCUCUGGUGUUUAUCCAUAUCAGUUCCAAGAAAAGGUUGAUUCGCCAAGUGGCAAAGCACAGGGAGUGCAACAUCCAACACCAUCGGUGCGGCACAUUCAUGGUUGAGUAUGGUAGAGGAACUGGCCACCUCUUUCUCUGAGACCAUGUUUUCUUCAAGGUUUCUUUCCCUGGUGUGAGACCUGCUUAUAGGAUGUGUUCAAGUAUAUUGCUCUUCAUCCUUGGAUGCAACUAGUAAAAUCUACGAAGGUUUAAGCAUGGUGGGGUGCACUUCACCUUGGUUCAUGGCUUCCAUCUCCUCCUGUCACAGAGUGAGGUGCAUGUUGUUUAUAUGGGCAGCAAAAGCAGUGACAGUCCUGAUGAGAUUUUGAGGCAAAACCACCAAAUGCUCGCGGCUGUUCAUGGAGGAAGCUUGGAGAAAGCCCAGGCGUCGCACGUCUAUAGUUAUAGUAAUGGUUUCAGAGGAUUCGCUGCGAAGUUGAGCAAAGAACAAGCUUGUGACAUUGCUGCGAUGCCGAGUGUGGUCUCGGUGUUUCCAAACCUUAAGAGAAGUUUGCAUACAACACAUUCAUGGGAUUUCAUGGGCCUUGCAACCAAUGAGGCGAUGGAGAUCCCGGGAUUCUCUACCAAGAAUCAGGAGAAUGUUAUCAUUGGAUUUAUUGACACUGGAAUAUGGCCAGAAUCCCCCAGUUUCAGUGAUCACGGGAUGCCCCCGGUGCCUUCGAGAUGGAAAGGGAAAUGCCAAAUGGGAGAUUCAUUCACAAAUUUCUCCUGCAACAAAAAAAUAAUUGGAGCAAGGUACUAUCUGAAUGGAUAUGAAGCAGAAGAAGGAAGCAGUGAACUCCCCAUCAAUUCAGAUAUGACUGUGAAGUCUCCUAGGGACAGCUCUGGCCAUGGUAGUCACACAGCCUCAAUUGCCGCCGGUCGACAUGUUAAGAACAUGAAUUAUAAUGGCCUGGGGGCUGGUGGUGCUCGAGGAGGGGCACCAAUGGCCAGGAUUGCAAUCUACAAGUCCUGUUGGGAUGCCGGCUGUUACGAUGCAGACUUACUAGCAGCAUUCGAUGAUGCAAUUAGAGAUGGAGUAGACAUAAUAUCUGUGUCAUUAGGCCCCAAUUCUCCACAGCGAGAUUAUUUCAGUGAUGCAAUCUCUGUGGGUUCAUUCCACGCUGCUAGACAUGAUAUUCUGGUUGUUUCUUCAGCUGGAAAUGCUGGAAUUCGAGGCUCUGCAACUAAUCUUGCACCAUGGAUGCUCACUGUAGCUGCCAGCUCGACAGACCGGGAAUUCGCUUCGCACAUCUUACUUGGUGGUAAAAAGAAAUUGAUGGGUGAAAGCUUAAAUACCUUCAAAAUGAAAGCAUCAGCAAGAAUCAUCUCGGCUGCUGAAACCAGUCAGGGAUACUUCACUCCAUAUCAAUCAAGUUUCUGCUUGGAUAGCUCCUUGAAUAAAACAAAGGCCAGAGGGAAGGUUCUUAUUUGUCGCCAUUCCGGCAGCCCAUCUGAAUCAAGGCUAGCGAAGAGUCUGGUGGUGAAGAAAGCUGGAGGUGUGGGAAUGAUUCUGAUAGAUGAAGCAGAGAGUGAUGUUGCAGUUCCUUUUGCGAUCCCUGCAGCUUCUGUUGGAAGGGCAGAUGCUGCAAGAAUCUUAUCUUAUGUCAACCAAACAAGGAAACCAAGAUCACUUAUUUUGCCUGCAAAGACCAUAAUAGGAUCUAGACCAGCUCCUCGGGUGGUAGCAUUUUCUUCCAAAGGUCCCAAUUACUUGACACCAGAGAUUUUGAAGCCUGACAUCACAGCUCCAGGACUGAAUAUCUUAGCAGCUUGGUCUCCUGCAGAUAAGAAGAUGAACUAUAACAUUGUCUCUGGAACUUCUAUGUCAUGUCCCCACGUAACAGGACUUGUGGCUUUGAUCAAAGCUGUACACCCAGCAUGGUCUCCUUCAGCGAUAAAGUCUGCAAUAAUGACAUCAGCAACUAUGUUGGAUAGGAAUGGCAAUGUCAUAACAGCAGAUCCUGAUGGAAGAGCAGCAAACCCAUUUGAUUAUGGCUCGGGCUUUCCAGAUCCCUCAGGACUCCUUGAUCCUGGUCUUAUCUAUGAUGCACAAGCUGCAGAUUACAAGGCUUUCUUAUGUUCAGUUGGUUAUGAUGACAAGUCUUUGCAGCAAAUAACAGGAGACAACAGUGUCUGCAUUAGACCUUCACCAAUAGCUUCUAACCUGAAUUAUCCAUCAAUUACAGUACCAGAUCUUAAGAGUAGCUACUCCAUCACCCGAACCGUGACAAAUGUAGGGCAACCCCGAUCUGUCUAUCGAGCUGUAGUGUCUCCACCGACUGGCAUCAAUGUAACUGUGAUUCCUGAAGUUCUCAUUUUUAAAAGCUAUGAUCAGAAGAUAAACUUUACAGUGAAUUUUAGGGCUGUUGUUCCAUCGAAGGACUAUGUGUUUGGAUCAUUAUCAUGGAAGUCUAAAAAAUUCCAUGUAACAAGCCCAUUGGUAGUCAGAGUAUCUUCUUCUAACACAGGCUUGUUAUGAUGAGUUGGUCCCUUAGAUCAUUUUUCCUUGGCUUGGGGAUCCUUGCAGUAACAAGAAGAGAAGAAAAAAAUAUAAGGCGACGAUACAGUGUUUCUCAUGUGGAAGUGGUUCCUGACUAGUGUUGAUACAACAAGAGAGCAAACAAAGUUCUGGGAUUGCAAGUCUUGAACUCUAGAAUCAAAAGAAUAUUUGGGUGCAGUUGAGUGUAUAUCAUCCAUAUGUUCUGAUCCACUCAGUAUGGCUUUUAUCUGUAUUUUCCUACAUUACCAAAAGUAAGCUGUAUUGACAUUUAUAUUCCUUGAAUUCAAGUAAUAUCUGCAUAAAAAUGAAUGUCUGAUAAUAUGCAGUUCUAAUCGA